Molecule: messenger RNA, 522 nt
Organism: Pteronotus mesoamericanus
Lineage: Eukaryota; Metazoa; Chordata; Mammalia; Chiroptera; Mormoopidae
Gene: GTF2H5
Product: general transcription factor IIH subunit 5
Exons: 3
Coding region: 108-323 (71 amino acids)
Biological process (GO): nucleotide-excision repair, preincision complex assembly; transcription by RNA polymerase II; transcription initiation at RNA polymerase II promoter
Cellular component (GO): transcription factor TFIIH holo complex; transcription factor TFIIH core complex
Source: RefSeq, a predicted model, not a curated record
GUGAUGACGUAAUGGCGCUGGCGCACACUGUCGGCGACGUGGAGGUUCGGCUGGGGCUGUAGGUGGAGCAUUUUUAAGGUCAUCUGCAUCGUCUGACUGAGGAAAAGAUGGUCAACGUCUUGAAAGGAGUGCUUAUAGAAUGUGACCCUGCCAUGAAGCAGUUUCUGCUGUACUUGGACGAGUCAAAUGCCCUGGGGAAGAAGUUCAUCAUUCAAGACAUCGAUGACACCCACGUCUUCGUGAUAGCGGAGUUGGUUAACGUCCUCCAGGAGCGAGUAGGUGAACUGAUGGACCAAAAUGCCUUUUCUCUUACCCAGAAGUGAAAAUAUUAGAUGUACACCACUUAGGAAUUAAACGUAACAAAUGUGAGAGAGACUGUCACCACCAAGUAUCUUCUGUGACAAGUAAGACUUAGAGAACUGCUGAGAGGCGUGCUGCGGGAAACACUGAGGUAUCCUUUGUUCAGGAAAAAAGCCCCCGAACCUAGUUCCUCCUUCUGUUUUUUUCCAAUACAUGUACCUA